GAAGGAAAAACCUUCCGCAUUGCGAAUUAAAGGCGAGUGAAUGAACACGCGGUCUAGACGAUAAUGAAUCAUAACUCUAAUUGUUUCUGAAGAGUUUUAAUCAAGCCUCAACACGCGAGAAGUUCAGUGUAGUGAGUUAGAGAGUGAGCGACAACUGUUUUUACCUGUAAACACCUUUGUCUUUUUGUGUCGUGCCUGAGGGAGUGCGCGAGACGCACGUCAUUUCCCCGAAGUGCGCCGCUUCCCUGGAAACCUCGCGCUGUCUCACUGUUUCACUGUCUCAAUGAAGAUGUGCUUCACCUCACUUGGAAAACACUAAUUUCGACAGGAUUUACACUUUUUACUCCAGUUGUAUAAUGUGCAUACUGGAUUGAAACUCGCCGGGAAUAAUGCGGACACAGAUCUAUAUCAGUGUCACUGUCUUGAUCCUGUUUUUAAAAAAAUCCGACUUGGAGGCUGUGAGAGUCCCGUCUCCUGAGAGCGUGUCUGUUCAGUGUGACAGCUAUGGAGUCGAAGCUCGAUGGAAAUAUCCUGAGGUUCAUCAGGACGUUUACUUCCAGGUGAAGGUGAAAGAUGAGUUCACUGAAAGGGACUCUAAUCGUACAAAAAAUCUGCAUUUAAACAUAUCCAGCAUGCUGUUUCGGCCAGCAUACAACCGUUACUGUGUCACCGUGACGGCUGUGCGUGGAGGAGAGAAGUCAGACCCAUCUGACUUUUUUAUCUUCAGCUUUAAUGAAAAGGCUGCUGCCUAUAUUAAGUGUUAUUUGGAUUUUCCUGAGGUUGAACUUUCUCCUAAAGACGGCAGACUUCACGUCCAGUUCACCAACCCUCUUCAUCUGUACAGAAACUCACCGGCUCUGCGUGACCUCAGCGAUCAUCUGGAAUACUGUAUCGAAACAGACCAGGGGAAGAAUAAAGUCUGUGAAACCUGUCAAAUGAAGCAAAAUGCAUCAUGUGAGACGUCUCUUGUGUUUUCUGAGCACAGAGGCGAAUACUGCUUCAGUCUGACUGGAAAUAUUGGACAGAGUAUUUUCAAUCCCAGAAGCAGCUGUUUCACAGGAGACAUACGAAGAUAUACUCCGUUCACCGUGUACUUGUAUCCAGUGCUGGGGGUCACUUUAACACUGCUGUUCAUAAGCGGCAUCAUUAUACUGUUAGAGAAGAAGUGCAACUCAGAAAUGAAGAAGAAGGUCCCCUCUAUGUUCCCGCAUUUCUUUGAUUUCGGUGAAACACAAUCGCACCUGCCGAAAACACUGUGUGUGGUGGCAGAUAAAGUGGAGCCACAUCUGCAGAUCGAACUGGUUGAGGACCCUGAGGAGCAAACAUCGCUGGUACCAUUGUCCGAUAACAAGGAUCUGGAAAGAGUCUACUCAGAAGAUAAAAACUCCUAUGGGCCUAAUGACCUUGUUGAAGAUGAGCAGAGUGACCUGUCUGAUUUUUACGACUGCCCACAUGCUCCCAAGCAAAAACGGGAGAUGAGUCCUGGAGAUACGGUAGAUAGUUACGGACCCAAACUGCUUUAGAGGCCUAGAAGUGAAGGAAAGCACCAUAAUGGUUGCAAAAUCCCCAUAGCUAUUGUCUAGAUGUGUCCUGGAAACAUGAGAUGGGAUGGGACUGUUUGUACAAGCACAAGCCCUCACAUGCCUCAUGAAAGGAAGUCCUCCGGGCUUUCAAUGGAAAACCUGUUUGGCGUUUGCCUUCAUCUCAGCACUCCUUUUAUUGGAAACGAAACUCCUCGUACACCAACUUAGGGAAUUGCUUUAUCCUUUUUCUUCCAAUUUUGAGCAUUAUUUGUUCAUUAGAUAUAUUUUUCUACAAACCGUAGCUUUAUUUUUUGUGCGAACAGUCUUAGCUUGUGGCCUUUGAACAAAGUUUUACAACAUCCUUUACCAGCACUUCUCAGGUCAUGUGACUUCAAGUCUUUGGAUUUAUGCUGCAUUCUUGUACAUCUCAUGGGAUUUACCGCCAUUACAAAACAAUUACUGACUUCCGGUGGCUCUUUUGGAAUAUUUACAACACCAAAUAGAUCCUUGCUUGGCUUUGAUGUGUUGAUUACAGAAAACACUUUAUUAUUACAGUAAUUCACCUUUAUAUUUAUUUUUUUAUAAAUAUGAAUGCACCAGCUAUAAUGAGCUGUAAUAAAAUGUCACACCAAGCAGAACACUGUACACUUCUGUUCAAAAAGUUUGUGGUCAGUACGAUACCUUUUAAAGAACUGAUCCAGCGACACAGAACGUUCCCCUAACGUUAGUUUUUGGUUCCCGUUUGGUUAUAUUUUGGAACCAAACAUUUUUAACUGGGGAAUAUUUAUUCAGCAAGGAUGCAUUAAUCAAACGUAUAAUGUUGCUAAAAUAAAUGCUGUUCCUUUUUACCUUCUGUAUUCAUAAAAAACUACAGCAUCAUGGUUUCUAUAAAAAUAUAAGGCAGCAGAACUGGUUUCAACUGAUAAUAAUAAGAAAUCUUUUUUAAGCAGCAAAUCAGCCUAUUCAUUUCUGGAGGAUCAUGUGACACUGAAGACUGGAGAAUGGUGCUGGAAAUUUUACUUUACAACACAUGAAUACAUUUUAAUAAUAUGAAACUGUAAUUUUUUAAUUGUAAUAUUUCACAAUAUUACUUUAUUUUUUUUAUCAAAUAAACGCAGUCUUGGUGAGCAGGAGAGACUUUUUUCGAAAACAUUUAAAAAGAAAAUCUCACUGAUCCGUAACCUUUGAACAGGAGUGUGUUUAAGUUGCUCCUAGCAGUCUCUUAAAGACGCUGUCAGUUUGGGGGUUUUGUGUGAUGUCAGAGCUCUUACAAAACACUUCCAGCUUGCAAUUAGCUUGCAACAAAGAUGUGAACAUUUUUGCCAAUUGCUGUAAUUCUGACACGACGUGACCACAGAGCGUGGUCAUGUAGCAGAUCUUCAACAUGCUCACUACAUGGUGAAAACAGGAACUGUUGAGGUCAAAAUUGUUUAUUGUUCAAUCCUUUGAAUGGCAUUUAUGCACAAUACAUAAUGAUGGGAGAAGACGAGAGAUUUUCAUCAUGAUGAACUGACAAGCCAAUUUAUAAAGCCAUUCUAUCCAGAUACCGGCAUCUGAUAGUUUGACAUAAUGUGCCAAUUUAAAAAGAAAAAAAUAUUGUUUUUUGUUGUUGUUGUUUUAUAUUGUGUUUUUAUUAAAACCAGAUUGGGAUUCUAUGGGGAAAAAAA
Carassius gibelio (silver crucian carp) is the source of this 3190-nucleotide messenger RNA. RefSeq names its product interferon gamma receptor 1. NCBI's taxonomy places the organism in Eukaryota, Metazoa, Chordata, Actinopteri, Cypriniformes, Cyprinidae. The record is from RefSeq and is a predicted model, not a curated record. The transcript has 7 exons. Gene Ontology annotation, molecular function: protein binding. The coding region runs from base 390 to 1523 and encodes 377 amino acids.